Homarus americanus (American lobster) is the source of this 1507-nucleotide messenger RNA. Its product is annotated as venom allergen 5 2-like. The record is from RefSeq and is a predicted model, not a curated record. NCBI's taxonomy places the organism in Eukaryota, Metazoa, Arthropoda, Malacostraca, Decapoda, Nephropidae. The coding region runs from base 281 to 1408 and encodes 375 amino acids. Gene Ontology annotation, cellular component: extracellular region. The transcript is spliced from 7 exons.
GUGCUCCGUCACAAUGCUCGAGACCACGGCAGUGUGAGUUUAUAACACCAUGCUAUAAAUACGGGUACGCCUCGAGCCUUCACAAGCACAUUAACGGGACCUGUCUUACGUGCUCAGUGAAAGCUAAAAAUUUAUACAGAAAAGUUAUCUAGUAAUUCUCAUUACUUGUGAGUUUCUUGACCACUGUGACUACAUCCGUGUAGGUGGUCAGUGGCACUUAACUGGUGUACCCGCGAAGCGCCUUCCUCUGCUGCCAACAUCAGUAUCCAGGUCGUCUGUGAUGGGUGGUGACCGAGUGUGGUUGAGGGGAGUCCUGGCGGUGAUGCUGGUGUUGGUGGGUGGUGGUGGUGAUGCUCGGACCACCACCACACCCCACCACCCCCGCCAACAGCUGCUACAGGAGAAAGAGAUCACUCAGCAGCUGGCCCUCAUAGAUAAGCUUGUUGGUGUAAUGCUUGACGCUACUGAGUGCGGUGAUCGAAACAAGGUCGGACCAGAACAGCAGGAGAACACAACAGCAGCAAGUCCGCAAUCAACAAAAGAUCCGCAAUCAACAAAAGAUCCGCAAUCAACAAAAGAUCCGCAAUCAACAAAAGAUCCGCAAUCAACAAAAGAUCCACAAUCAACAAAAGAUCCACAAUCAACAAAAGAUCCGCAAUCAACAAAAGAUCCGCAAUCAACAAAAGAUCCGCAAUCAACAAAAGAUCCGCCACCAACAAAAGAUCCAUCAGACUGUCAGUACUCGGAGUUCAGCCCCACCCAUACGAUGCUCAAGACUCAGAACACAGAAUGCGAGAUACACAAGACGGGACUAUCAGCCGAGGAGAAGGAACUGAUACUGACAUUACACAAUGAUCUGCGAGCCAAGGUGGCGAGGGGCGAGGAGACCCGAGGCAGCCCAGGACCACAACCACCUGCAGCCAACAUGCAACAGCUGGUGUGGAACGACGAGUUGGCUCAGGUGGCACAGGCGUGGGCGUCGCAGUGUCCGAACGGCCACGACUCUGCCAAGGAGCGAGCCAUGUGCACCAGGGACUAUUACGUCGGCCAGAACAUCCACUACUACUGGGGCUUCGACGAGAAUCCCAACUGGAAGAAAGCAGUGCAUGAUUGGUACGAAGAGGUGGUUGACAUGCCCAACAGUUUUGCUGCCUCCUUCCAGCUCCACAAGACGAAGAAAAUUGGUCAUUAUACCCAAGUGGUGUGGGCCGACACAAACGAGGUGGGCUGUGGCUUGGUGUACUACGAGGUGGAGCUGAAGGGUAAACUCUUCCCAGAGAGCAAGAUUUAUGUGUGUAACUACGGGGCGGCAGGUAACGUGAGGAGCAGGCCAAUGUAUGCUGAGGGACCCGCUGUCUCCAAAUGCCCUGGUGAUGUCUCCUCCACCUACCCGGACCUGUGUGUCUAGACCUGUCAUGAGGGACCUGUGUGUGUGUGUCUAGACCUAUCAUGAGGGACCUGUAUGUGUCUAGACCUAUCAUGAGGGACCUGUAUGUGUCUAGACCUA